This is a messenger RNA of Teleopsis dalmanni, 2457 nucleotides long. RefSeq names its product small RNA degrading nuclease 5 (gene Rexo5). Lineage: Eukaryota; Metazoa; Arthropoda; Insecta; Diptera; Diopsidae. Bases 89 to 2290 code for a protein of 733 amino acids. The transcript is spliced from 6 exons. Gene Ontology annotation, cellular component: nucleus. Gene Ontology annotation, molecular function: nucleic acid binding; exonuclease activity. The record is from RefSeq and is a predicted model, not a curated record.
UUACUUAAUUCACACUAAAAUAAGAAAUUAUUCAAACAGUUUACGUUAGUUUGGCCGACUAAACCGUUUAUUAUUCGGUUCAAAAGUAAUGUUAUGUGAAAUUUUUUUUGAAAAAUACUUUCAGGAAUUGGUCCAAAAAAUUCAUAACAAAAUUAUCUUUCAAAUUAUUAUGAAAACGUGGAUUACUAAAAUAGUGAAUCAAUACAAUUGGCAGAAUUUUAAAAUGAGUGAUUCAAAGAUAAAAAUGAAAACCUCGAAACAGUUAGAGAGGAGUGAAAAAAAGAAGAGGAAAUUAGCUGCGUUAGCCAUUUUGGUGGAAUUAAAUGACCAUGAUCGAAUGAAAGAAGCUAGUUUAGUAAAGUUGAAAAGGCGAGGAGAUACCGUUGUAGAGGAUGUGAAUUCACCUGCUGAACUGGAAAAGAACGAGGACGAUGGAUUUCAAAAAGUUACAUACAAAAGGAAUUUACCAAGAAAUAAACUGCCUGUUCAAACAAAUAGCGAUGAACCAUCAGGAAAGCGCGCUAAACUUGAGAAUGAAAAGAAAGAAGAUACAUCUGAUGAAACUUCAACGAACAGUGACAAUAGAAUUCAAUUAACCAAUGAGCAGUGUAAAGAAAUAAAAGAGCAUCUUCGUGAACGCCAUCGACAACUAGAAAGCUAUCCUACAUUGCGGUUACGUGAAUAUGGUCAACGUGCUAUGUUAGAUGUUCCACGAGAACAGCGAAUUCCAAUAUUUCUUACAGAUGUACAACAUUUAUUAAUGUCCGCUGUAACAGGUAACAAAUCUCCAUGCACUCCAGAACGUUGGUGUACAAUCAAUAAACCGGUUCGUCUGACGCAUAGUGUUGUAUUAAUCCUAGAAGGUUUCUCUCUUUAUCACUAUUUGUCUAAUGAAAGUAAAUUCGAAGAAACGAAAAAAAUAUUUGAUACACGUUUAGAGUUGGUAUUACCACCAUGCAAAGAUGGAAUGAUAGUUGAAGACUUAACAAAGGUCCCAUUAACAACAAUGCAAGCUCAAGUUCUUAUACAAAAGCAUGGUAGUCUGGAAUCAGCUGUAAGGAUGAACACCGAUCCGACUUUGCUUGUAAACUCAAUAUUUCCUAUAGACCAAAAAACUGAAAAAGUUUCAAAGCUUGGUUUACCACAGACAGAUAAGUUUCCCCGCACAAAACUACUACUAUCUGCUUUACAAAUGGUAGAUGAAGGUUAUCCGAUGCCAUUGCGUGGGGAGUUGUCAGAGCGCUUUAAAGAUUAUGUCUUCACAAAAGAAAAAUAUGAGCCUGUAACAGAUCAUAGCCCUAUGUAUGCUGUAGAUUGUGAAAUGUGUCGCACAACGACUGGUCGAAAUGAGCUAACACGUAUAUCUAUAGUGAAUGAAGCUGCUGAAACUGUAUAUGAAACGCUUGUAUUACCCACAAAUAAAAUUACUGACUAUCUUACACAUUACUCCGGCAUAACACCUGAACUAAUGAGAACAGUAACAAAAUCUUUAAAAGAGGUCCAAAAGGAAGUAUCAAAUUUAUUACCUUCAGAUGCUAUACUUAUUGGGCAAUCGCUAAACAGCGAUUUAAAUGCUAUGAGAAUGAUGCAUCCAUAUGUUAUUGAUACAAGUGUUUGCUUUAAUUUAACGGGCGAACGUAGGCGAAAAUCAAAAUUAGCAACGCUCGCUAUAACAUUUCUUAAAGAAAGUAUACAAAAAUAUGGCGAUGGUCAUGAUUCAGUUGAGGACUCAUUGGCAAGUUUAAAACUUGUGAAACUCAAACUAGCCAACAGUUUAGAAUUUGGAGACGAAAUAUUAAUACAAAGGAAACGUUACUGUGAAAUAUUACGUGUGGCAAACUCUGAGAAUAUUAAGAAUAAUAUGCUUGCGCAUGCUACUCAGAGUGAUAAACGCACUGCUAUAGUAACUGUGGGCACCUUAAAUGAUGACAUAAAGCACAGCAUAAAAAAAGCGGAGGAAGCAACUGAACCAAAUGUGAAUACUGCUAUUUCUAUAUACGAACUAGACUCAAACAAAUCUGCAAUAAAUAUAGCGCGCCAAAUUGCAAUUGAUAAUGCAUUGACAAUAACCAACUCACGCAUCAAAGAAGAGCAUUUGUUACCAGAUAUUGUUCCAAGAACUGCUGAAAAAAUUGAUAAAUGGAUAUGUAAACUAUGGAAGUCUGUAGCACAGAAUGGCAUGUUUGUUGUCUUAAUGGGUGGUUCAGCGGAAUGUCCAAGUGGUGUUGCAAAAGUCGCCAUUAAAAAUAUAACUUCGAAUGAGUCACAUGAUUUAGUAGAUGUUCAAUAGUCUGUAAUAGUGCAGUAAACAUAAAAACAUCUUAAUACCAUCAUAUGGUUUUUUUGAUACAAUUUUCGUUAAAAUUAGUCUGUGGAAUAUGUGUUGACACAUUUAUAAAUUUGGAAAAAUGGAAAAGAUCCUUUUUCUCGAUAUAAUUCUAAUAAUAUGUAAUAAGU